This is a messenger RNA of Salvia splendens (bonfire salvia), 1456 nucleotides long. RefSeq lists its product as uncharacterized. Bases 819 to 1289 code for a protein of 156 amino acids. NCBI's taxonomy places the organism in Eukaryota, Viridiplantae, Streptophyta, Magnoliopsida, Lamiales, Lamiaceae. The record is from RefSeq and is a predicted model, not a curated record. The transcript is spliced from 2 exons.
UUGCCUCUUCUAGAAACCCUGCUGCAACAUUACACCAAAUAAACCCCCGCCAAUAUGACCUAGAAGGCGCUAAAAAGAAAUUUUCCAUUCAUGUCGGUGGGAAAUGAAAUUCACAGAUCUAAAAAGAUUCUUUCAUUGAUAUAUAGCAGGGCACCAUUCGUUUUCAAUUACACCCACCACAUUAAUUGAAAGUCAUUCAAUGGGGGAUUCAAUGCGCAACGAGCACAGGCGUGGAGGAGGCGGUGGUAGUCAGGCUACGCCAUAUUUUCAUUCAUCCGACUUAGAUGGUGUUGGGCUUUCGUUGUUUUUUAAUCUUAUUCGUCUCAUUUUUGUGUCAGCUAUAGGACGAGGGCGUUCCUCGCGGAACCAGAGCCAUGGUGACCGCUCUAGGAGGGCAUGGAGCGACAGGGAGGAGAUGCACUUCAUAGCUUCCCUGAAGGAUUUGGUUGCGACUGGAUGGUAGUCCGACAAUGGCUUCAGAUCGGGAUAUCUUUUCAAGUUGGAAGAAUCGAUGCGCCGCUGGUUCCUGACCACUGAUUUGAGGGUCAGCCUGCAUAUUUCAUCAAAGCUUCACACUUGGAAAAAGUUUUACUCUGUUUUGUCCUCAAUACUGCAAAAUGAGUGGUGUUGGGUUCAACAACCACGACGACUAAAAGAUCGACUGUGACGAGCAUCAAUGGAUUGAAAUAAUCAAGGCUGACAAUGCUGCUCGUUUUCUUCAUUACAAGUCGUGGCAAUAUUACAAUGACUGGAAGAUUUUCUUCAGCAAGGAUCGGGCUACAGGCAACAACUCACAGGAUACUGAUCGGGCAAAUCAAAUGUACGCCUCAGGAUCACGUGAGGCGUACAGUGGAGGAGCGAAUGCCAACCAGCCAGGAUCGGAUGAUCUGCUCGAUGGAGAUGGAUUGAAUGAUCAGGGAACAUCUAACGACCGGACCGAUAGUGUCUAUAGCAACGCCGUGGACAGCGAACGCACUGGUGAAAAUAAACGUAAACGGGGUGAUGCACUUGAUGGUCUUAUCGAUGUGAUUGGCAAACUGCACGAAGACACCAAUGCAAGACUGGACCGACUAUCAACUCUCAUUGGAUAUGAGUUUGAUGUGACUAAGGCAAGGAAGGAGGUGUUUCAUAUGAUGGGUCUUAUUCCAGGGCUCACCCUAUCCCAAGUGUUCAUCGCUUCGGACGCUAUACUUGCUAGGGUUGAACGCCUCGACUACUUCAUGAGUCUGCUGGAGGGUGCACGCCAACCGUAUGUCUGGCAUGCUCUUGAGCAUUACACGGGUAACUAGUAUGGGAUGGGUCGUGAUUUGUGUGGGUCGUUAGGAUGGGAUGUACUAGUCUUUUGUCGAACUACAUAGGCCUCAAGCAAUGGACACAUUAUAUAGUGUCUUCCUAUUUUAUAAUGUGAAUAUCGUAUGCAAUCUAGGCCGCAACUAAUGACUUAUGCUUUGCUUAA